Chlamydomonas reinhardtii is the source of this 7746-nucleotide messenger RNA. RefSeq lists its product as uncharacterized. Gene Ontology annotation, biological process: cGMP biosynthetic process; receptor guanylyl cyclase signaling pathway; intracellular signal transduction. The coding region runs from base 649 to 6609 and encodes 1986 amino acids. The record is from RefSeq and is a predicted model, not a curated record. Gene Ontology annotation, molecular function: guanylate cyclase activity; peptide receptor activity. NCBI's taxonomy places the organism in Eukaryota, Viridiplantae, Chlorophyta, Chlorophyceae, Chlamydomonadales, Chlamydomonadaceae. The transcript is spliced from 12 exons.
CUCAUCGACAUUCGACCAUACGCGCUUGUUACGCCGGCCGCUGUGUUACUUAUCUUUAGACAGGUUACACACGCUUUCUACUGCUGAAAUAACAGAACACAGCAGGCCUAAGUUUACUUGACCAAAGCCGCGCACACCGCCGUGCCGGUAUUAUCGAUAAUAUGUGUUGCAAUAACUGCUUACAUGUGUUAUACAUGCUUAGGAGGACGCGCCGAGUCGCGGCAAACUAAACUUUCAACAUGAAUUGUCGCCUCAGCACGGAGGUCACCCUACAUGAUGAGAUUCUUUCUAUGCUGCUUCAGCUCCGGGGGAGAGGAUGGGAGAAAGCCACAGAAAACGGGGUCAGGGCUGGGCCCCGAGCACCCGAAAAGCCUCAUGUCCGGCCGAACGAGAACGAGUACUGAUGUGCGAAGGCGCAGCUUACAAAAAGCUGAUGGCAUUGGCGCGCGGGGAACCGUGUCUCUGGCGAGCGAUGCUCCUGCUGUGGACUCGACCCUGGUACUUUUCAAGGCCCUGGUUGAGGCUCAGCCACUUGCGAACUCGCUGUACUCGUCAGCAGGGCAACUGGUGUACAGAAACAUAUGCGCAUCCGACCUGCCAUUCCAGUCGCUGCACGAGCUGUUUGCGCUGGAUCUGUCGCUACUGGCUAUGGCACUACGGCGGGUGGAGGACGGCGCGGUGUGGCGAGGCCUCAUCCAGCUGCCCGCCACGACGACCGAUGACGCGCUAAUGCACGUCCAGCCGCUGCAUAUCACGCUGGGGUCAGAGUUCCUACUCGGAGAGCCGGAUCAGUCCGGCUGGGCAGAGCAGGUGGCAAUGGGGGAGCCAGCUGGCGGCGAAGCGCCGCUACUUGCAUCGCAGGGCAUCCGCAGUGGAGCUGGUGGUGGAGGUGGUGGUGGUGGUGGUGGCGUUGGCAGCGGCUCGUUUCCGCGCAGCCGUCAGCACAGCGCUGGCCUGGGGCGGCGGCGCGGGUCCGAGGAGGCGGGCGCAACUGGCGGCGGCGCCUGUGGCACGGGUACCGGCGGCCCCGCCUCCCUGCCUGCCGGCGGCGGGCCGUCGCUGUCGGCGCUGCGACAGGCGCUGCAGCUUGCGGCCUACCCCUCGCUCGUGCGCACUGCCAACACCGCCAACGCGACCCUUUCGGGCAUGCGCGGCGGCACCGGCGGCAGCCGCGGCCGCUGGGCCCUCGGGACGGGGCAGGGUCAGGGGCACUGCUCGGGUCCCGCCCCGUGCUCGACUGAGUACGGCGGGAGCCUGCCGCUGCCGCGGUUGCCUGAGGGCGUGACGGCAGGCGGCGACGGCACCGCCACGACGACGGCGCCGGACGCUGAGGGGGCGCUGGCAGCGCUGUUCGACCGGGGGUCGGUUAGCUUUUGCAUCGGCCCAAACGCCGUGCGCGCGGUACGGAGAGUGAUGGGGCCUAAUGCAGCCACAGCGCCGGCGGGGCCCCGUGUCGGCACGGCGCCGUCGUCCGGCAUGCCGCGUGGCGGCAGCACCGGCGCGGCCACCGUCGGCGCUAUCAUCGCGCAGGCCACACGCGCGGCGGCGGCGGUGCGCGCGGCGGCGCUGACGGCGGCAGCGGCGGCGGCGGCGGAGGCGGCUAUGACGAGCAGCAGCGGCGUGGCGAGCAAGAUGCACGGGGCGCGGGCGCCGUCGGGCAGCGAAUUGUCCCGUGUGCAGCCGGAGGCUGGCGCCAGCGUUGCGUACGGCGGCGGCGGCUGGGCUACGGCGGCUCGAGAUGGCGGAGAGCUGCCGUCGCCAGCGACGAUGGCACCUGGCAAGGCGCGAGCGGGGCCUGCCGCGCCGUCUGGCUCCGGGGCGGACGCAGCGGCGGUGCAGGCCGCGGCCGCGGAGGCGGAGGCUGCGGCGGGCUGUGAGCGCGUGCCUCUGGGACGUGCCGCGGCGACGAUGGCUGCGGCAGGCAGCGCAGACACUGCAGCGGCAGCUGCGACGGGGGCCCACGCACCCGCGGUCGCAGCCGGCAUCGCCUCAGCCAACGCGUCUGUCUCCAAAGCAGGGCCCUCCCCGCGCACCAGCCACAUCAGCACACACGACGCGCCCGCGUUUGAGGCCGUCUCCGCCUCCCACUUGGCUGCUGCGCGCGCCAGCGGCGGCCCCGCUGCCAUCGCCGCAGCGACAGCCUUUGGCCGCCGCACUGCGGGCGCCGGUGGCACAGGCGCGGCCGCAUCUGUCGGUGGCCACAGAAGUAGUACGGGUGCAGGCACCCCCGCGCACCGUUUGCUGCCACACGUGACCGCGGCAGCGCCUGCUGUUAUACUCUCGCUGCCGCUGGCGCCUUGCUCUCCAGCCAGGCUACAGGCGGACACACAGGGCACCCAACUCGACUCCCAGCCGCGAGACCCCGGGGCUUGGAGCCUCGGUGGAAUGGAGGCUGGCACAGGCAGCGCAGCGGGUGCGGCUGCGGCCGCCGCCGGCAAGCAGCCGCCGUCGACGGGCGGCGGCAUGCUUGCCGUGCGUGGCGGCGCCGGCGGCGGCGGCUCGGGGUCGCGUGUGCGUUCAUUGCAGCAGCCGCGCAAGGCUGCGUCGCUGCUGCUGGGCCCGUCGUCGAUCCUCAGGACGGGCAAGGCCUCGAGCACGUGCGGCUCCCCCGCGGCACCGCAGUCGCGGCCCGUGCCGCUGGGGGCGGAGCUGGCAGAGGCUCUGAACACCAGCACCUUUGGCCGGCACCGGUACCGCGCCCCCGCGCGCCGCUGCACCACCUUUGGCGCCGCAACCGGCGGCGGGGUAGCCGCCGCCGCCACGGCGCUGCUGCUGCCGCGGUCGGUCGCCGACGGCAGCGAGCGCAACAGCAACGCCGACUCCGUUCGCCUCAGCCCCGUCGGCGGAGUCACCCGGCCGGCAGACCACUGCUCCAUGCCACAGCCGCACCUCACGCUCGAGUACGGGGGAUGGGACCAGGCCAGCUCGCCCCUACAGGCUCCAGGGGGCGCGGGCGGCGUGGCAGCGGGCGCCAUGGGCGCGGCCAUGGGCACUGUCGUGGGCGCGAGCGCCGGUGCAACAGUAGGACGGGAGCCGGGGGCCGCGCUGGCGGCGGCGCGCGCCUCGACGCCGCCCUUCGGACCCGCCCGCCUGGGCACUGGCCACCACUACCACCACCACCAGUCACAGAAGCUGCUGCAGUUUCCGUCGCGGUCGUCGCCGCAGCUCCCGGCCGAGCUGCCGCGGCACCACACAGGGGACCACAACGCCCACGGCAGCAACAACCGCCUCGCCCAGGAGGCGGACAGCCCGGACGCCUAUUUCCUCGGCAGCAACGCGCAGCUGCAGCUGCAAACGCUGCAACUGCACACCCUCAACACGUCUGUGGGCGACCCCGCCGGCGUCUCGGUUGACGGCGUUGCCGGCUGGACCAGCAGCCACGCCGGCCGCGUCAGCGCCGUCGACGGCCGGCUGACUGCAGACGGCGCGGCCGCCGGCAUGGGCGAUUUCCCAAUGGCUAGCAGCACCUACCAUGCGCUUCAGUCCAUGGACGUCAUGCCCGCUCCACGCUCGCUGCAAGCCAACGUGCAGUCGGCGCUGCAGGUGUCGGGUGGCGGCGGCGGCGGCCCGCGUGUCUACAGCCACCUGGCCUUGGGCACAGGCGUGUCCGCCUACGUCAGCAGCGGCGGCACCACCGGCGGCACCGGCGCCAUGCCGUCGCCGGCGGCGCUGCAAAUCGGGCCGGCCGGCGGCAGCGUCAUGGGCGGCGCCGCCGCCAACGCCGGCAUCGUCAGCGGCCCCAACUCCGCCGUAGGCAUGGGUGCCCUGCCGCGGCUGCUCGACAUGACCUUCAAAACGACGAUGGCGCGGGUGCCCUCGCGAGCACGCACGCCCGGCGGCGCCUCGGGCCAGGGACCGAGCAACGUGCACUCGGGCGAUCUGUUCAGCUCGGGUCAGCUGCUACUGUCGAGCAGCUAUGGAGCCACCCGCGCCGUACACCCGGCGGCGGGCGGCUCAGUGGCGGGGCCGCGAGCGUCGGUGGGCGGCGGCGGCGAGGGCGCGCUGUCUACCGGCCUGUCCCUGCAUGAGCACAUAUGCGCAAGUGGCGCUGACACUGUUGGAGGCGGGGGCGGGGCCAUCGGCUCAACGCCGCACGCGCCGCAGGUCGCCCGCGUGUCUGACAUGGGAGAGCUGUGGAGUGCGGGGCCCGGCAGUGGGGGGCCCAGCAGCUGGGGAGCAGGCAGCGGUACCGGAAGCAAGUUCAGGGUUCAAGGUGGCGGUGGCGGUGGCGGUGGCGCCUGGGUCUGCGUCGGCCCUUCAGGCACGUACGAGGCGGCAGGAAGCGCAGUGGGGUCACCCAGCACCGCGGCAGGGGGCAGCGCCGGAGCCGGAGCCGGCGGCGGCGGCGGCAUGGGUGCUGGCGGUGGGCGGCUUGCGUCGCGGCACAGCAGCCGCAGCAAUGCCUCAAGGUUUCGCACUGUGGACGGGGAUUCGCCCACCGGCGGCACGGCGCCGCUGGACCCGAUCCACAGCGGCCGUCUGGUGCUACACUGGGAGGCCGUGAACGACGACAACAGCACCGACGACAACGCGAUUGACCUGGGCGGCCCGGCGGCACAGCCGGGGCCGGGGCAGCAGCCGGAUGCGGAGCUUGUGGGCGCCCUACUCAGCGACAUCAACAGCGGGGACGUGGAGCAGGCAGCGGCACCGGGCGAUGACGGCGGCGGAGCAGAUGACGUGGUGGUCCUGCUGCAGCCGCCACAGCCGCCGCCACAGUCGCAGCCGGUGGCUGCUGGGGAGUGGGGCGUGAACACGGGCGGCGGCCAGCUGCGCAGCAGCCGGCGGGAGCCGGGUGGCGGCCUCCCCCACGUCCACCACUUCUUCCGCAGCAACACUGCGCCGUUGGUAGGUCAGUCGCCCUACAGCGGCUCCACACCCUCAAUCCCCGGUGGCGCACACGCUGACGGCACCACCGCCGGUGGUGGCGGCGGCAACAGCACAGGCCUGCCGCCACGCAAGCGCACGCUCGCGGCCUCAGCCGCUGGCAGCAAGGCGGCGGCGGCAGCGGCGGCGGCGGCGGCGGCGGCGGCGGCGGCCGCUGCCGGGCCGCAGUCCUCCGCUGCCGGCAGCGUCAGCAUCGGCGCGCGCACUGGCGGCGGCCCAGCCGACUCCUUGUGCGUGGCAUCUCAGGUGUCUGGGCAUCGCGACUUGGGUGCGCCUGGAGGCGUGGCUGCGGCAGCCGGCGGCGCCAGCAGCCUGACGCUUGGCCACUCGGGGCCCAUGUCGGGCGCGAUUGACGACAGCGCCGGUGCCGUCAUCGCACUCGCCACCGCCACACUCGCCGAUGCGGAGGCGGGCUCCGCCCAGCCGGUCGCGUCGUCCCCUGCGGCGGCGGCGGCGCCGGCGGCUGCUCUACAGGUCGCCGCUCCACUGGCCCACCAGAGUGACGUCGCGGAGGCAGGGCUCGCUGUCGUUGACAUGCAUGGUGGUGCCGGCGCGAGUGUUACUGCUGGCGGCGUCGCUGCCACAGACAUGGCGACGGCGACGGCGGCGGCGGCUCAGGAGGCGAGCCGGGAGCACGCAGGGGAGGCAUUGACCAUGGAGGUUUGGCACGAGGUGGUGGUGAGCGGCCUGACGCACCCGAUCACGGGGGAGAAGCUGAUCCUGGUCACACAGCACGACGUGUCGGCGCGCGUGUGGGCGGAGCAGCAGCUGGCGCGCGUGAUGGAAGCGGAGCACGCGCUGCUGGAGGCCAUCUUUCCAGCACACGUGCUCGAGCAUAUCGCCAUCAUGGCAGCGGCGCCGGCAGACGCCGUCGCGCGCGACAGCACCGUGCAGGAGGCCGCCGCCGCCGCCGCCGCCAACGCGGCGCCCUCCUCCGCCCGGCCCCAAACCCUGGAGAGUGUCACUGCCGAGGCGUCAGCCGCCGCGCUGGAGGCAGGGCUCGGCGCGAGCGGCAUCAGGAGUGGUGCUGGCGGCGGGCGCAUGCCGGGCGGUGGGAUGAUGGGUCCGCCGGGCAAGGCGCUGGCCGGCGGCGCUAACGCGGCCAUGCCGAUCACGGGCGACGGGCUGCUGCACCUGGCCACCAACCACACGGCCGUGUCCAUCUUGUUCUGCGAUAUCCAGGGCUUCACGGCGAUGUGCAACGUGGUCAAACCCGCAACCGUCAUGGCAUUCCUGAACGACCUGUUCACUCGGCUGGAUGCGCUGCUGGACGCGUUCGGUGUGUACAAGGUGGAGACCAUCGGCGACUGCUACAUGGUGGCGGGCGGGCUGAUGAAGGUGGACGAGGAGACGGGCGCGGUGACGGUGCGCAGCGAUGACGUGGACCCGCUGCAUGCCUACCGCACCGUGCAGUUCGCAAAGGCGCUGCUGCGCGCGGCUGCGUCCGUGCGGCUGCCCACAACCGGCGAGCCGGUGAAGCUGCGUGUGGGCAUCCACAGCGGCAGCGCCAUGAGCGGCGUGGUGGGCACGCGCAUGCCGCGCUUCUGCCUGUUCGGCGACACCGUCAACACCGCCAGCCGCAUGGAGUCCACGGGCGAGGCCGGCGCCAUCCACGUCAGCAAGGCCGUGUUCGACCUCGUGCCGGGCGAGGACUGGGAGCCCACCGGCGGAGUGCAGGCCAAGGGUAAGGGCGUGCUGGAGACGUACAAGUUACGGCCCCGCUGAGUAAGCGGUGCCAGAGGCGGAGGCGCGCCGGCUGCCCCCAUCCGCACAAGCAGGCCCGGCAGCACGAGCACCAGUAGUAUCCACCAGGACUAGCAGCAACAUUGCAAAACUGCUACAGCAACAGAAGCGACUGCAACAGCACUGGUCGCCGGGGCAGCAGCCUGGUCACUGGCAAAGCCUUGGCCGCUGGCGUGCAGCAGCAGGGCCACCGCAUCUUUCAGCAGCGUGUAGUUUGCGCAUCGCGGCACACGGCGGUUUCAUGGUUUUACACGUGCGAUGAACGCUUCAAGUACUAUGAUAGUAUAAGCUUCUUUUAUUGUCACUGGUUGCCCUCGACGAUGUUUAGCAAAGCAUGAAUGCGAAUCCGAGAGUGUCAGGGAUGUAGACCGUGGGCGGGCUGGUGCAACGCAGCUGCGGGGCUGAGGAUGGCGGGAAAUACCGGCCAUAAAGGGUUGCGUUUGCAUGCAGGGAACAUGGAAACGAUGCGUGGGGAGCCUUACAACGUAUGCAGCUUUCUAUGCAGGCUUUAAAACAGCCAAGCGUGUGUGUUUGACGUUCUGGGACCCAGUUGGAGUUGUUUACGGAGGCAAGGAUGGGCGUGUAUUUGUGCACGUGGAGUCGGGUGCUGGAAGCAUCAAGUCAAGUCGCGAAAGCUUGGGUCGGGACGCGCCUGAGGACGGGCGCUGCUUGGCAAGCUGCUUGGACGGGGUGUCGUGCGCAGACGUACGACGUCCGCAUUAGUUCCGCAACACUCGUCAGUACGAUGUGCAGUCAAGACGUGAGCCAACGGGUGAGUGGCGGGUGAGUGAUGAUUAGGGACAGGAUCCGUUGGGCUAGAUGUGGGCAAGUUUCAUCGCCGCCAAAGUGCCGUCAGACUAGCAGGCCUGUAGCCUGGCAAGGCAGCGGGCCAGGCCGGCCAGCGCCGAGGCCCGUGCGAGUGAGCCGGGGGAAAUGGGCAUUGCAAAUGCCAGCCCAGAUUUAACCGAACCAAAUGCAAAAAAGCGAGGAGGAGAGCGUGGCCUGUGCUUUCGGAGAAGGGGGGAAGGAAGCAAGGGGGGAAGCUAGGAAGGGGGAAAGGGGGGUGGAGGGGGGGGGGGGUCAAAGGGAGUGCAAUUCAUGUCCUGUCAGUCCUUUAAU